This is a messenger RNA of Megalobrama amblycephala (Wuchang bream), 1621 nucleotides long. It is a transcript of the gene napga, whose product is annotated as N-ethylmaleimide-sensitive factor attachment protein, gamma a. The transcript has 11 exons. Gene Ontology annotation, biological process: intracellular protein transport. The record is from RefSeq and is a predicted model, not a curated record. Lineage: Eukaryota; Metazoa; Chordata; Actinopteri; Cypriniformes; Xenocyprididae. Gene Ontology annotation, cellular component: vacuolar membrane; SNARE complex. Bases 131 to 1057 code for a protein of 308 amino acids. Gene Ontology annotation, molecular function: soluble NSF attachment protein activity; syntaxin binding.
CGAGCUCUUCGUUACCCGGAAGUAAACGCUAGAGUCAUCAUCAGGUGACCGCACAGGGUUCGAGCUGCAGCGAACAGUUUAUUUAUUAUUAAUUUAGUUAUUAAUGUGUGAAGAGCAGAUUUAAUAAAGCAUGGCGCAGAAGAUCAAUGAGGCUCAUGAACACAUCGCGCAGGCGGAGAAACAUCUGAAGACGAGCUUCAUGAAGUGGAAGCCUGAUUAUGACAGUGCUGCAUCAGAAUACUCCAAAGCAGCUGUUGCCUUCAAGAACGCCAAACAGCUGGAGCAGGCCAAAGAGGCGUAUCUGCUGGAGGCCGAGGCUCACACCAACCACAGAUCUCUGUUUCAUGCUGCCAAGGCCUUUGAGCAGGCAGGAAUGAUGCUGAAGGACAUGCAGAGGUUACCUGAGGCUGUGCAGUACAUCGAGAAAGCCAGCGUGAUGUACGUGGAGAACGGCACUCCAGACACCGCCGCCAUGGCCCUGGACCGAGCGGGGAAGUUGAUCGAACCUCUGGAUCUGGCUAAAGCCGUUCACCUGUACCAGCAGGCCGCAGGAGUGUUCGAGAAUGAGGAUCGAUUACGACAGGCAGUGGAGCUCAUUGGAAAAGCAUCACGACUUCUUGUUAGACAACAGAAGUUUGACGAAGCUGCCGUGUCGCUGCAGAAGGAGAAGAACAUGUAUAAGGAAAUAGAGAAUUACCCAACAUGCUUCAAGAAAACCAUCGCACAGGUGCUGGUCCAUCUACACAGAGCAGACUAUGUGGCGGCUGACAGGUGUGUGCGGGAGAGCUACAGUAUCCCAGGAUUCAGCGGGAGCGAAGACUGCAUUGCCAUGGAGCAGCUGCUGCAGGGUUACGAUGAGCAGGAUGAAGAUCAGGUGUCUCGCGUCUGUACGUCUCCGCUGCUCAGAUACAUGGACAACGACUAUGCAAAGCUCGCCAUCAGCCUGAAAGUGCCCGGAGGAGGGAAGAAGAAGAAACCCCCCGCCGUCGCUAGCGGAGACGCUGGAGCCGCGCCGCCGGAGGAAGACGAGGAUGAGUAUGCUGGAGGACUCUGUUGAAGAGACACACCCACACCUGAGACUCCAGCAUGAAGGUGCAAGCAUGAUCACGGCCCGCGCUGUUUAUAUUCCUGUACUGGAGCUGCGUUCAGAAGCAUGUUUAUUUAUUUAGGUUUGCCUUUAAACUCCCUCAACUUGUUAAAAUGAAAGUUUUCAGGCAAAGCCAAACCUGAGAAACUGCCUUUCCUGUUAAAUCAGACCUUUAAUGGGUGAAUCUGAUGCUUUGUGUGUACAGUAUUCUAACUGCAUCUUGGGUAGUGUUGCACUACAGGUCUAUCAUAUGAACACUGUAUAUGCUGGAAUCUGAAUAUCAGUGCCUGCUCUGUAAUUUCAGUACUUAUUUCCAUUCAUUCUUAACUCAGUUCUUGGCGUAUGAACGUCAGCAGUGAUGCUGCAUAUAAAUGCAUGAAAUGCCUUAAGAUGAUCUUGAUCUUUAGUUUUAGUGUAGACGGUGUGCAGGGAACAAUUUCUGUUAUUAAUGAGGACUUCGAUGAUGUUUACUGUGAUCGCAUGGUUUCAGAAUACCACUGAAUAAAUAAAGAGAUUCUGAUUUUGCAUAUUUUA